Molecule: messenger RNA, 23937 nt
Organism: Paramuricea clavata
Lineage: Eukaryota; Metazoa; Cnidaria; Anthozoa; Malacalcyonacea; Plexauridae
Source: the annotation of a GenBank genome assembly
CCCGUACGCCUAUGCCACCGAUUAUGAUGUACUCAAGCAGUUGGUUGAAACAUGUAACAUGAAUUACUCUCCUAUACUGAUAUAGUUCUAUAUGUAGUUACAUCCUUCAAACAAGACAAACAACUUCUUCGAUAUUGCAUGUUCAACUUUGCCACUUGAAUCCCACGGCCCACGCAGCCACACUCAAGAAUAAUUUAUUAAUUUCCCUACUGACUUGUAACCCCCUUUCCUUUUUAGGACCUUUUAGUGUUACCUAUACAUUUCUCCAUCAACUACAACUCAAAUUCGGAUGAUAAAUGUGAAUUUUUAACGUUCCAAAAAACAUUAGUGGCGGACAAGUUCCUGCCGCGUGAGGCCGGCACUCCUUUUGAAGCCGAUCCGAUUUCACGCUAGACGUCACAUGACCGGAAAUAAAGGCAAAACAACAUAAACUUUGUGAUGUUGUGCGAUCAUGUUCUCUACGGGUAAAAUGUGUUUGACGAUGUAGAAUAACUUAUUCCUCAACGAUAAUACUGUUGUAUUAACUUGAGACAAGUGUCCCAAUGGCAGCUAAAGUAUCAACUCCGAGACAUGAGACGAACGGUGGGAAUUCACGCAUCGGACAUUCGCUGUUGCAUAAACUUGCACCGACGAAGUUCGUUCGAUGUAUUGUUGAAAUGCUGGAUGAUUCUCAUACUGAAGUGGAUAUCGAGGUUUGUUGCUCUUCCCAAUAUUGCGUUUAUAUAUAAACGUACUUUAUAGAUUUCGUUUCCGUAUAUGGGUUAACCAAGAGUUUCUACUACUUUCAUUUCAACGAGCAAAAUUUAGUUGACGCAAAGUUUGUAUCUGUUGAAUGUCAAAAUAUAUUAAAAGCAUAGAGUGUCCUUUCAUAUAAUGAUGCAUAUUUUUACACUUCACUGAAUGCUAAUUGAUACUCACUUUGAAUUUUAACAAUAAUAUUUUUCCAACUUAAGGGGUAAUUUUAUAAUUUGUAAGCUCGUUGCGAAAAUUUAAAUGGAAAGCGAAAUGUAAACUAAAUGAGUUUGAGUUUCAGUUCUUAAUAACAGUCAAAAGGCUUAUCUCAUCGUUAAUUGCUACAUAAUUACAACGUCUAUAGUAAUUUGCGACUUCAUUUUACUGUAAUAUACAUUACAAUAUUUGUCGGAUUACAGAGUACACAGCAAAAACAUGUGCUUGGUUAACUCGGAUAAAAUAUGUAAGAGUCUUUCUCGAGUCUUGUAUUCGCAAAAAGUUCGAGAGGUUAUGUUAGAAUAGUCAUUUCCGUCCGGCAAAAUGCUUUUUACUCCCAAAACACUGGGCAUUCCGUUUUGUAGCCACUAGUCGAACAUACGAAUAUUAUUAUGAGAAUUUCAUGUUGUACAAAUUGAAGGGUAAAUAUGAAUGAUUUAAUUGACAGAACGUAUAUAUUGAACGGAUGUUUCAUCGGUUUGAAUACUUUAUAUUUCUUGUUGACUCUACAUAUGUUGUUUACAUCCGAAUAGCGAUUUUUACGCAUAUGGCUAUAUAUAAGAUAUCUAUGAAAUGGCUAUAAACAGGCUACGUUCUUGUGUUGAUUUUAUUACGAUAUAAAGCGAACAGAGAAAGGUUUAGGUUACAAUUCGUUCACAUAUAUAUACCCAACUAAAUUUUGUGGGAACAGAUUGCCCACUUAUGAAUUAUGAUUUCGAGUCUAAUUUUCUCUGUCUUUUUAUAGUUUCCCUGCUGUUUAAAUAAUUUGAUGUUUUCAAACACAAUUAGGGAUUAGAGGAAUGAACUUAAUGGCAGUAAUGAUCAAUUUAUUAGAAAUGGUUGCGCAGCAGAUAUUAUUUUAUUCUCCAUCAAUGAUAAUCUUGAGUAUCUCAAAAAUAAUAAUCAAUAAUGAUGUUGAAAGAUCAAGUGCCAAUUUUUUCAUGUGCCUGCAUAAAAUUUGGCAUAUUCAAUUUAGUAUAGAAUGAGAACUGCAUGAAACCACAUGAAAUUCAUUUCCUUAAGUUCUGAAACAAAUCAAAUUGCCUUUAAUUUAACUAGACUAGUACAUGAGCCAAUGUACAGUAUUUUUGUUAUAAAUGUGUAAUGUGACCCUUCUGGCAGGUGGCCAUAUUGACUGUACUUGGCAACGGAUUACUAGAAGUUUUCUAGAAUGUGUGAAUGUGUCUGGUCUCCCACCACCCGCUUUUCUCAAUAGUCAGAUUUAGAAACGACCAUGAGGCCAACAUGACGACACGGUCUUAAUUUCAGCUCAAGAUUGAGAGCUAAGGAACUUGAUUACCAUACUGUAAUAAAUUGAAGCUUUUUUAUAAUAACCUUACAGACAGCUAUUAAGUUCUGGAAAAACUCUGCCAGCAAGAAGCAUUCAGCUUCAAUGACAUGAAAAUCUUAGUUUAAUGUUGUAUUCAGAAUGACAACAUUAGACAGUAAAAUAAUAAAGCGGGGCACAUCAGGGUACAUUGCCAGGGUGUUAGCCAGGAUUUCAAAAGUGGCCGUCCAAAAUAAUUGUGUGAGUGUGGCCACAAUUUUUUGUGGGCGUGGUCACAUGUUUUUGGGCGUGGCCGCAAUUUUUUGUUGUUGUGGAAUUGUGGUGUUCUAUUUGUUGAACCUUUUUACUUUUAGUUUAAUAGAUGCACAUUUCCAUCAUUAAGUUAGUAAAAGCACAUGUAUGGUAUGAACCGUAUGAUCACUACGAUGUACAGUAUAUGCUAUAAUGAAGAACACAAUACAGCAGUGUAGUGUUUAGUUAUUUUUUAUCAAUCGCCGAUAUUUUCCCCUUUUUUUAUGCGUUUGGCUCAUUUUAUAGCCAUCUUUGCCGUAACUGUAACUCUAGAGCAUGUGGUGCUCAAGCGAUAAAGCGAUUGCUGUUUUUUAAAACAGCGGUUUCAAUUUAUUCUCCUUGAUACUUCAUGCGAGAAUCAUCAACAUGGUUACAAAAAACAUGGUGUGUUUGUCGAUACUUCAAUUCAGCCAUAUUCAACGUGUUUUCGACGGGAAAAAGUAUGAAAACAUAUACCAUAAGUAAAGUAAACAGCAGAUGACAACAAUUCGAAGUAUUCCAGAAAUAUUACAAAGCUUGUAAAUUGCUAUUUAAAGAAAAUAUUCCUUUAGGCUGUCCAUGGCUGUCCAUUAAAAUUUAGCCGUCCGAAUUCAGAAGUGGCGUCGGACGGACGCCUGGCUAACACCCUGCCCACACCUGAUAUACUACAAAUCUUGCAAUACAUUAGGUAAAGUGUUCCAGCUACUUUCUACAAUGAUUUUGCUAUUAGACUACUUCACCAAAUACUUACCUUGCUUUUAUGUUUGCCAGUUAACUUUUUCAUAUUUUGCGCAGUAUAUGGUUUUGGUUUUUUCCAAAACGCAUUUCAGAAUGUAGAAAAUGCUGUCUUGGAGACUUAAUAGAAUUAAAGAUCUCCCGGGAAGCAUGUCUCCAGACUCCCCCCCCAGGAUUCUCACGCCAUUGGCUGUCAAUGACUAUGCCACUGAUGCUAUGGAAAAAGUGGUUGACAUGGUUUGGUUUUGAAGUUGUGUAAUUAGGCUCCUGCAUUCAUAGACCAUAAACUUCCUGUACCAAAGGCAUAGCUGAGUAGUGUAAUACUAUGUAUUACCACUUAUAGACUCAGUCGUCAAGCUCGCUUUUGUCGAUGAUAUCUUUUGAUUUUGUAUUGCCUGUCCCUCACAGUUUGGUUCCCAUUCUCGCCACAAAACGGUCAAUUUUGUUCAUUCCUGUUGUCUAUUUAUGACUAAUCUAUCGAUUUGUAUGUAUUUUUGAGCUAUUAUAUUUCAAAUGCAAAGCGCAUACAUUCUGUCUCGGGCGGCCGAGUUACCCAGGCAAAGUGUUCACAUGGAAAAUAUUUAUACCGCCUAGGCGAGAUCCUGCCUCUUUCUGCCGGGAACUCGCCAAGGCAAGUUACUUGGCUGCAUCAUGUAAAAAGUCACCCGAGAUUACUACAAGUUUCUAUAAUAGCCGGGAUCUUCCCAUUGCCGAGUAACUCGCCUUGCAGAGUAACUUGCCUCCAUAUAAACAGGCCCUUAAAAGAUGCAAAACAGUUAGUACGUUCACUUGUUACCAAAAUAUUGAUCAGUUAAAUUUGCAGGUAUCUAUUGCCAGUAUUGGCCAUCUCACACAUCCAUAUUACCAUGCAUAUUAAAGGACUUGUUGCGUAGAUUGGUUUGCAACCAUGCAUAUGGGCGCUUUAUUAGCUGGUUGGUUCUGUUUUUACAUUUUUCACAGUGCAAAUAGUAGCUUUUAGAAUCUUACAGCUUAAUUGUUGUUUUUACACCUGCUCUUGCCUCGGAUCCUUUAUAGCCUUAGGCCUUACAACGAAAGCAUGCCAAUGUUCAGGAUCGCAUUAUUGUAUUACACAAAAUAUCGCUGAGUGAUAUAUCGUAAUUCUUGUUUUUAUGCCAAGGCAAGGAUAGGUGUUAAGCUUUAAAUUAAGGAACCGUUAUCCCUUAGAUCCCUCUCGUAUUCUCGGGAAUGGGCUAAUUUGACGUCGGCUACGUGAUCGAUCAUGCGCUCUGCCUGCCCCAUAAGUUGUUUGAAACAAUUAUUGGAUUUCAUAUAACGUCACAGAAGUGACGGGGGGAGUCAGUAGACAGUGAGUCGAUUGUUCGUUUUAUGUAUUAGUCUUGUGUUUGGUGGCAAAUACAUGGAAUUUAAUUUCGUAUCAUUUUCUUACUCCAGUACAGCAUAAGCAUCAAUACAUUUGAGGUUCACCCCCCGUCAGAUUCACUGCAUAAUGCCGUAGUGACACCCAAGAAUACAGCGCUACGAACGACCUACAAUACCCCCUGUAGGAAUCCGAUAGCUUCAUGACGUCACGUGCAAGUAUUGCUCCGAGGGCCCUGAUCUCUCCUGAUGUCAGAUAUCUCGCCGUGUGGCGCCGAACCAAUCAUCUCGUGUGUCAUGAUUUGCAUUACAAAUGGUCGCUACGUUGAAGAUCGUUCGGUGCAUCGCCUUAACAUCCAGGGCAUAAUUCUAAAUGACGCCGACUCUUAAUAUGCAUGUAUUUAUUGCGCGUCCCACUCCACGAUUUCAUCUUUUCAUACGAAUGUUUACGAAUGUUGGUUUCAUCUUCCUAGUGGGAUAUUCAUUUCAAAAGGCCCGUUUACACUCUUCUGGUGUAUGUGAACGAGUUAUGAAUGUUGAGAUGAAGGUACAUAUACUCAAUGUCAAUGAUAUAAUGAGAACAUCCAUAACCCAUCUACUCAUUCGCAUGCAUCAGAAGAAGAAAAUCGCACUAGAGAUCGCGGCUAAAGAGGUUCGCUCUUUCAUACAAACCUUCUCUCGAUGUGUCUUUGCGAAUCUCUCUGCAAAUCUCAUUUGUUUCAGAAUGUUGUCUUAGAAGUGCCUAUCAUACUGUACGUUGUAGUGCCUCUGUUUUCGUAAAAGAGGAUAACGACUUUGGCAGGUUAAGGUGGCUGUGGCAGGGGAAAUUACAUACAAUUUUGUAUUCGAGCAAUUGCAUGAAUUACUAUCUCAAUAGUGUUUAUCAUUAUUUUAAACAAGUCUGGAUGUACUACUCACUGAAUUGAUGAAAACCACCCAAACGACUUUCAAAGAAGUUAUUUUGACUGCCGCUACCGUUACCAUAUAUAUAUAUAUAAAUUGAAUAUAUUGAAAUUUAUUCACAACUGGCAAAAUCAGCAACUUCCGUCGAUUUUCAAUUCCUGCUUUCUCUAUGCCAAAAAUGUUCACACAUAUAACACCAGAUAUGCCUCAAAAAAUAAUCUUUAUAAACCCUGUUUUAGAACAAAUACUGGGAAACAAACAAUAUCAGCAAUGGCAACAAGCGAAUGGCAACAUUUACCCUUUGACCUCAAACAAUUAAAUAGCUAUACCUUCAAUAAAAAGCUAAAACAAUACCUAUUACUCAAACAAAAUGACUUUUGAAGUCUAGAUAUUCAUACUCAACCGUUUUGUUAGAUGUAUUUUUGUGUUUAUCUUUAAUUGUCUUUAUUGUCUAUGUAUGUUAUUACCAAAUACGAUGCUAAGCUACGUUUACUGAUACUCUAUCUAUCUAGAGCCUAACUAGAAAACCUUUCGGUUAAUUUAGACUCUAGGCAUUUCGUUCCACAAACAUUAUAUUCUAGUAUUACUUUUGAAGAUUAUUACUAAAAAAACCACCAAAAUAAUAGAAUAUUCAUUAACUUGUAACUUGUUCUGUAAGAGAAUGUGAAUAAAAAUUGUAUUGUAUUGUAUUAUUGCAUUAACCAAUCAAAUUAAUUUAAUCUACCCGUUUCACCAAUCAAAUGCGCAUUGAGCCUGUGAGCGGUAGUGCAUGGAAGUCAAGUUUGAACCUCUCUAAUGUGGUGGUUCGAACAAGGGGACAGGGGAGUACAAAUUAUUUGUUAAUCUCCUGGAGUGAAACUGCUAUUGUCUAUCAAGACGCCUUCAUUCAAGUCGCCGUUGUAUUUGUCAAACGCCGUGAUAUAUUUGACGAGCCAUCCUGACUCCUGUUUGGUUUAGAAUGCGAGCCAUAUUUGGACAGUGACGGAUAUUAGGCAUCUAACAAUUAAACUGUUUCUUAUCCAUACAACCUUGAUUAUUCUGAUGUUGUGAGAUUGUUCUCGAUCAUUAUAAAUCUCCAUCAUAUCAGCUCACUAUAACUUCUCUACGAAACCUGUUGAAUUAUAUUGUAGUUGUUAGUUCUACAUUUUCUUUAACAGAGUCGUUCCAGCGGAGGUGUGCUGUUUAAAAAGAUAAUUAAUGAACUGAACCUGGCUGAACCGGAUUAUUUUGGCUUACAGUUUUGUCGCGGAUCCUCUUCUAAACCUGUAAGUAUAGAUUACAAUAAAAUUUGUCACUAGUGUACCUUAAGGCCGUUUUCCAUUUCGGUCGCUUUGUCCGCGCGGGCCAAGCGAACGUUUUUGAACAUGUGCCGUAGCUGUCAGCUUGUCAGAUAUCAGUCCGCUUUAGCUCUCGCGUGCACGCCAUGAAAGUUGGGAACGGCUAAACGAAGAGUUUUUACAGGGAGAGUUAUAUCAGAGAGUUAAGAUUUCGGAGAGUUGAGCCACGCCCACUUUUUUCCGGUGACCACACCCAAUUGCUCAACUCUUCCGACUUUCAACUAACGCGAGAGAGUUAAAUUUGACCUAAUUAAUUCUCUUCUGUCAAAAACGCGGAAACUUUUGAGAGAAUUCACAUGUAUGUAACUCUCUGCAUCUUAGGCUAGGUUGGGCAGUGAGGCGAGAGUUAUAGUCGGAUUUUUAUUGCAAGUUAACACCGUUCAUAUUUUGCAGAACUUAGCUUAGGGAUAGGGACUUUUAGAAAUUUCGCUAUUGAGUAUUUCAGUAAAAAGCUGGUAAGACUUGAGUUUUUUUCUCUUCCAGUCUAGUCUUAGCAUUUAUAUUGAUGCUGUUAACCGUUAAUUUAAAAACCCGACGCUCGCCUCACAACAACAGCUAGAGAGUUGCAAAUAUUUUAACUCUCUCAUAACGUUUGAGAGUUCCGUCAAAUUUAACUCUCUCAUGUUAGUUGAAAGAUCGGGAGAGUUAAGAAACUGGGUGUGGUCGCUGGAAAAAGGUGGGCGUGCUCGAACUUAACUCUCCGAAAUCUUAACUCUUCGACUUAAUUCUCUUCGACUUAAUUCUCCCUGUAAUACUGUAACUCUGCUUUCAGUCAUAAAUACCCAUGGAAGAUGAACUACAAUCAAAUUACUUGGCGUGCACGCACAAAUAAUUACAUAUCUGAAUUGUACAAGUCGUUCGGCCGGCGCGGGCAAAGCGACGGUUAUUAUGGAAAACGGAUAGCUUAGCUACUGAGUUUGGCUCAGCUAAUUUUUUAUUGUGGAGGUACUGUAUAGCGGAUGCGGUUUGGGGGUUUUAGUUUCUUGGAGUGGUGAAAUUUCUAGGAAAUAGUACACUUGUCACCAUAUAGGAUAACUCAAUAAUAUUACACGUAAAACCAAGCAUAAAACUUUCCCUAUAACCAGUUUCCUGCGUCCAAGAUCUGUAAAAUUAAUAGACAUUGGACUGAAGUAUUGUUGAAGUAUAUUAUUAAAAAAUAAAAGUAAGGAACUCUUAAGUUGAUGAUAAUUACUUUGUCUUUAGGAAUGGUUAGAGCAUGAUAAGGUUAUUAAGAGACAACUGAAAGGUACUGUAAUAGUAUGGUAUAAACUAUGGGAAGACUGAUUAUAUACCAAGUGUCAAAGUUCGUUUAUUCUUCAAUUAUCGUACAGUAUUCUUGCAUCUCACUGUCUGCCCGCGCGGGACGGGCGACGAUUUUUGGACAUGUACAACUGGACACCCCCCGCGUAGGGUCAGGGGUUCUUCGGUCAGUGUGUGGGGCGAGGGUCAGAUCGCACAAAUAAGAAGGUACACUGUAUACAUCAUAGAUUCGUGGGUGGUCGUAUGAUGUAUAUCACCAUACGAAAGAAGAGAAUAUGCUGGCCAUAGCAUGCACUCCAUGGUGACACGUGACUUGUAUAGGUCGAGCGGCCCGCGUGGGCGAGGCUACGCAAUACAGUACAGCGACUUUCACGUCCGUCGUCUGAACGAGAUCUUCUGUAAUUUGGUGUCAUUGUUUCUUCCUAUAGGAUUAGUGCAACCAUACAAAUUUUGUUUUGCUGUGCGUUUUUUUCCCACGGAGCCUUCAAGAGUCGCUGAAGACUUAACCAGGUUAAAUUUGAUUGUUAUUUUUUUACGCAUACCUGUAGUGCAGUACAUGGACAUACCAUUGGUGUGUGUUUAGAUGUACAAGAACAAUGUAAAAUAUAUUGUAGAGUGUAAGUUAGGAUAAAAAUUUAUAGAAACAUUUGCGCAAGAUAAUUUUCGCACGUAUAGUCGUUAGUAAAGUGAGAAUGUUCAGUAAUAUCAGAGCAAGUUGAAAGGAGGAACUCUCUCCUCCGCAGAGGCUCACAUGACGUUUUUAGUUCGGUUAAAUUGAGCUAUUUCGAUCUUCCCAUCACACCCCGCGCGCCCACUUUACUUUUUCUGAAAACUUCAUGUAAGUUAUUUGUAAAUACUUACGGUGUCUCUGCGGAGGAGAGAGGGAGGAGUAUAUUGAGCAAAUAAAUACAAACAAUUUCCUUUUACGUAAUAUGGGUUAAAAUUUCAGAACUGUCAGUACUGUAUAAAGAAAGGAAUCAUUGACUUAUUUUACUCAUUAUGACUUUUAGGUAUCACAUGUUUUUAAACAUAAAGAAAGAUUUAAAGAAUGGAAGGUAAUUUGACCAACUUAAUUUACUAAUAUCUUGCGUGCAAUACUUUCUUCCAUGUCGAGGUCACACACCAUCCCCCCAAGUAUAUACAUUUUAACCUAUCUUAACCCUACUUGUAAUUAACCCUGAAAUGUUAAAUUUUCCUCAGAUCCUGUUAGAAUUUCUUAGCGUCCUAUUAUCACAAGUUCCUAACUCCCUGUUUUGUUAUGUGCAUUAUAAAUUUAUAAUUGGCUAACGGCCCACGUACACGAUACGACUUGUCGUAUAUGAUUCUUAUCCUGGCGUCUGUACUCGAAUAAAUGCGUGUAAAGAUGUCACAUUUCAAACUUCGCCAUGAACUGAUGAGCAAGAGUAGUGGCGUCGGCAAUCGUUUUCAUACACCAGGAUAAGAAUCGUAUACGACUAGUCGUAUCGUGUAGAUGGGCCUUAACAUAAAUAAUCCACCGACGCUCAGAACAGAACAGGGAGGCUGUUCCAUUUACUGUUCGGAGUACUCCGGAUUUUCGAAACACUAAUUAAAUCGAACCAAUAAUAGUCACAUGACUGUUCUGACGGUCACAUGACUGUUCUGACGGUCACAUGACUGUUCUGGCUGCCCCUACUUUUGAGUAGGGGCAGUCAGAACAGUCAUGUGAUCGUUUUCGCUCGAUUCAAUUAGUGUUCCGAAAAUCCGGAGUACUCCGAACAGUAAAUGGAGGCUAUUAGUAAAACACGGAGCACGGAGCACGGAGCACACGGAGUACGGAGCACACGGAGCACGGAGCACACGAAGUACGGAGCAGUAGAAAAACGAAAAUCCUUUAUAAUAAAAUACACUGUUUACUAUUACAAUUUUUUGUUAUUAUUAACAAAGUUUUUUUCGCGUAUUACACGUUGGGGAAGCAGGAAAAUGGGGCUUUUACUGAAAAACACAUAUGAUGCAAAACCAGGCUGCCAAAAGCCAUAGUAUUUAAAAUGGGAUUGUGAAACUCGUUAUCUUACACCUAUCAAGCUUAUGUAGUUAUAUUAUAUUCCGAUGGGCAACACAUAAAGAAACACUUACUGUAGAGAACAGCCGAAAACUGUAUAAGAUAGCUGUAGAACUAUAAAUGCUGUAGAAUGAAAUAAAUAAAGAAAAGUAAGUUUUCAAAUCGCGGUAUUUGCCGAUAAAUCGGUAAUCGCUACAGAAAAACAGAACAAAUUACAGUAUUAAAAUCACAACAAACCGCGGAAGUGGGACAAUUUUUGUAUUUUUACUGUAAGACAUAUGCAGAACAUGUACGAAAUCCAUACAGAAGUGUGUGUGUAUUCUAUACUUUUGAAACAACUAAAUCAGACUUCGGAAAAUUUGACAGUAUUAAAGCUACUUUUGAGAAUUUAGAUUUUAGGUCUUUGUUUUACAUGUACCCAGUAAAUAUUUUUGAGUUUUGAAGUUUGAUUCCCACAAGCUUACAAUUUGUUUACAAUUUACUCUGCCUCUGGCUCUGCCAGCACGGCAGAGUUGAUCGGAAUUGUAACAAAUACGCGUACACUUAAAUGGCUUCCUGAAUUUAGUCAAUCAGAUGUGUAAAAAUUACUCGUUUCAAUUUUAUGUUUAUGCUCGAAACUGCUCAUGUUUACAAUAGCAAUUCUAACAAUCUUGCCCUCCUUUUCGCCUUUGAGGCGUUGGUGUUGAUUUAUACACAAAAUUCAAAACUCGAAAAUAUUUACUGGUCUGGGUACAUGUAAAACGAAGACCUAAAAUCUAAAUUCCCUAAAGCAGCUUUAAUACGGUCAAAUUUUCCGAAGUCUGAUUUAGUUGUUUCAAAAGUAUAGAAUACACACACACUUCUGUAUGGAUUUCGUACAUGUUCUACAUGUCUUACAAAAAUACAAAAAUUGUCCCACUUCCGCGGUUUGUUGUGAUUUUAAUACUGUAAUUUGUUCUGUUUUUCUGUAGCGAUUACCGAUUUAUCGGCAAAUACCGCGAUUUGAAAACUUACUUUUCUUUAUUUAUUUCAUUCUACAGCAUUUAUAGUUCUACAGCUAUCUUAUACAGUUUUAUAAUAUUGUGAAUGAUUCCGAAUAUUCAAAACGACUGAUUGAAAGAAUGAAAGCAGUAAUGAUGUACUGUAUAACGGUUUAAACUUAGCCGGCCGUACAACUCACUGCCACCGGUCACUGAGCCGAAGGAUAAACCGAAAAUUCACUUUUCUCAUCACAAGACUUAAUGUUCAGUCGAUCCGCUACAUUGAAAGAUGAGUAUACUUGGCUAUUUUUUGGCAGGGGUAACGAAAUAUAUCGGCUGUUCUCUACAGCAAGUGUUUCUUUAUGUGUUGCCCAUCGGAAUAUAAUAUAACUACAUAAGCUUGAUAGAUGUAAGAUAACGAGUUUCACAAUCCCAUUUUAAAUACUAUGGCUUUUGGCAGCCUGGUUUUGCAUCAUAUGUGUUUUUCAGUAAAAGCCCCAUUUUCCUACUUCCCCAACGUGUAAUACGCGAAAAAAACUUUGUUAAUUAAUAACAAAAAAUUGUAAUAGUAAACAGUGUAUUUUAUUAUAAAGGAUUUUCGUUUUUCUACUGCUCCGUACUUCGUGUGCUCCGUGCUCCGUGUGCUCCGUACUCCGUGUGCUCCGUGCUCCGUGUGCUCCGUGCUCCGUGCUCCGUGCUCCGUGUUUUACUAAUAGCCGUAAAUGGAGCAGCCUCAGGAAGUCAGGAAAUUAAAAACAGGAAUACAAAUUAACGGUAACUCAGCGAAGGAACUUUUAAAUAUAGUUCUACCUUUCGACAAUGUUUUAAUUCAUCAUCAUCAUGAUCCCUGAUGAUGAAUAAAACAUAGUCUAAGGUAUAAAAAAUAUAUAAAAGAGUAUAAAAGGUAUAAAAGAGGCAAUUUAUUUCGUUUAUUUCGCGCGCAUUAUCCUGCUGACAAACUAAUAUAUGUAAUUGUGACAUACACUUGUCUUAAGGAUACAGACAAAAGUUCCUUUUUCCUAUUUUGGUCAGAAAAUGAUGUCAAGUAGGUAGUUAAUAUACUAGCCACUCGAGUCAAGUGUGAUAUUGUUCAAGCAUUUUUGAAGUGUCUCAUUAUACUGUAGUCUCGAGAGAUGCUGAUCUCGUCCGCCGGCAAAGUGAAGAUACAAUAUGUAGAUAUUAUUUAAGCUUAUAAGUACCGUCAUCUCUAUUAAUAGUAUGGUUAUUUAACUUAUUUGUGAAUCCUGUAUUCAUCAGGUGAAAAUAUACAUAUAUAUUGUGCAUUUCAGGCAAAUAUGGUGUCAUCAUCUCUUUUUGGCCCCGUUCACACGGAGCCGGAUGAAUUCGAAACCGUACAUUUGAGUGCGGUUCCGAAUUCAUCCAGCCCCGUGUGAACGUAGACUUGAUAGAAUGAUGACACCUAUGCCUGAGUGAUCAAUGCAUAACACGAAACAUGGUUUAAUUAAGUAUUGGGUCAGGUGGAGAUGUAACCAUCUUAUCAUUUAUACAUAGUGUCUAUAGACCCGUUCCAUCUAUCAACAUAGCAAAAACCACGACCACGCUUCCUUAAAAACAACCAAGAAAGUUCUAAAUACACUUCUAGCUCUCGACCCCAACAAGCCCACAGAUCCCGACGGCAUUCCUCCUCGACUUCUCAAAGAGACUGCACAAUUGCACCAUUACUGACCAAGCUUUUUAAUAGAUCACUCAGCUGUGGAAAAAUCGUGUACAACCCAACUAUUAGCGGUACACGAUUACAUUGCGUCCUUGCUGGAUGCUGGUAAGCAAACAGAUGUUAUCUAUAUGGACAUGUCAAAAGCCUUCGACAAAAUUAAUCAUGAAACCCUGUACUCAACAAGCUAAACAACUGCUUGAACAUUUCUGGUAACUUGCUUUGUUGCUUCAGGACCUACUUGUUAGACCGUAUAGGCAACGUGUUACUGUGCUAGGCGCCACCACCUCUGAAAAACCUGUAUUGUCAGGAUUGCCACAGGGUUUUAUAUUAGAUGCAGUAAAGAACUCCAAGGUUUCAUCUUUCGCAGAUGAUACUAACAUUUCUCCUACAAGAUAAAGAGCAAAACACUGGACAUUUCAUUGGAAGAGAAAGACCUAGGUAUAUGGGUUACUGGUGCGUUUACCUGGUCAAAACACACCUUUGACCGUUGUGCAAAGGCUAACAACUUGCCUGGUUUCCUGCGCAGAUCUGCUUUGGAAAUUAAAAAUCCAAACACCCGCCGCACGCUCUUCCUUGCAAUUGUGCAUCCUGCAUUAGGCUACGCCACCCAAGUCUGGUCACCACAGUCCAUUGAACUAGUCAGAAAGAUAGAGCGCGUUCAACGCCGACCUUCAAAAUUCAUCCUUAAGCUGCCCUUCAUCUGUACAGAAUCCUACAAAGACAGACUGAUGUCUAUAAAUCACUUGAGUUAGUUGAAUAUCUUGACUUGAUGUUCUUUUUUAAGGCCAUAAAUGGUAUUAUAACUGUUCCGAAAUCCGAAGGAAAUCUUGCCAAAACGAUCUAUUCCCUCAAGGCCUACUCGAUCAUCUUCAAAUAACAGUGUUAUCUCGUACCGUCCUCGUAGAUGUAAGACAGCCAUGCACCUAUCAACGGUCAUUUUUUAUUAGAGCAACUAUGUAGAACCUGGAACUCUUUACCCGAACACUUAAACAUCGCUAACAUUAUUUAAAAAGUCACUAUUAGAAUACUACCACAAUGCUCUUAUAUCUUGUUACGACGUGGAUGCAUACGAUGCUCGAAUCUGGAAAACUGUUUGCCUGAACUGCAACACAUCGCGCAAUCUAAUCGAUGCCGAUCCGUGUUUCUACUAGACUACUAUAGACUAAUUUUUUGUCUGUAAUUUGUCACCAAUUUUUACUAAAGGGCCCACAGUGAUUGAUGUAAACUGUUGUGGUGUCCCCGCCUCUUGUUCUGUCUCAUGUAUAUGGAUUGUUGUACUUGUAUUGUGUACGGGUUUUUUUUUUCAAGGCGAAGUUAAAUAAAUAGAAUAAAACCUUGUGCGUGUUGAUUGUUCCACAGCAGUCUCCGUUUUUCUGUUUUCCUCCACCCCGCCUUCACUUUUCUAAUGGUCCACCCCUUAAUUGAAGUCAAGCUAUAUAAUCACUGUACAUUGACUUCCUGAAUAUUUCAAUUAGGUUGUCUUGUCCUAAAGAAACCGCUGCUGAGCUGUCUUCAUUAAUAGUUCAGUGUAAGUACUUAUUAUUUUUAAUGAUCUUGGAGGGUUAAUGAAAAUUCGCAACAGAUUGUUUAUAUAUACACUUGGAAAUAUUUUUCCAGAAAUUUUUUUCUUGGUCAAUAGAAGAUUUACUUUCAUAAGUUUGGAAUGCACUGUCUUAAAAUACACAAAUCAAAACACCAAGUUAAAUUUUAAUCCAUUCAGGGUUAGUUCGCCUGUACAGACGAAUUAUGCAUAUAUAUAUAAUAUAUAUUUUCUUUGUCGAAGUUCGUCCAGACGGAUCAUCAGUCUCUCAGUAAAAUUCGCCAUAUAUCAAUAACCUCUUAUUUAACUUUCUUUCUGCAUGCAGCUGAAGCUGGUGACUAUCCGAAUAACCAGCCUGAUCAAUACAUCAGCGACUAUCAGUUAGUUCCCAACCAGGUUUGUAAUGUAUGUUGUUAUUACCAAUUCCAGGAGGUUGUAUAGGGUUUACUACCGUGAGAGCAGAGCCUGAUUUAGUUCAUGUAGAUCGAUGUAAUUGUAAUUUACUGUAAUAAGUUAUAUUAACAGAACUACAGAAAGUGCAACAAACUGUUUAUAAUUUUGCCAUUGAUUAUUUUUUAGACACCUGAAUUUGAGGAGCGAGUAUUCCACUAUCACAAAGAGAAUGUGUGAGUAUAUCUUUAAAACUUUAUCACUUGAUAAUUAUCGUGUGAAAUAGCACAAACAAUCAUUAAAUUUUUUUUUAAGUUUGCAUGUCAAUUAAAUGUUUAUUUCGGUUGGUGGAAAACAGCCACGAUUAUUUAUUAUUGCAAAGCUUUUGAUCCGUCAGUCCAGAUUUUCAUCAGUGCUUACGGAUCCAAAGCUUUGCAAUAAUAAUAAUCAUAUAAUGUUUUCCACAAACAAACAAACAAACAAAUACAAAAGCAAUUAUCAUUAUCAUUAUCAACAAUUUCAAUUACAACAAGAAGAAUAGCAAUAACAACCAGCACAUCCAACAACAACAACAAUUAGCAACAGCAAUUAACAACAUCAUCAACAACAACAACAACAACAGCAACAACAACAACAACAACAACAGCAACAACAACAACAUCAACAACAACAACAACAACAACAACAACAACAAUAGCAGCAACAACAACACUAACAACAACAACAACAAUAGCAGCAACAACAACACUAACAACAGCAACAACAACAGGAGCAACAACAAUUAACAACAACAGCAGCAACAGCAACAACGAAAACAGCGGCAGCAACGGCGGCAACAGCAACAACAACAGCAACAACAGCAUCAAUAAGCAGAAGCAAUAUUAAGCACAAGAAUAAAAUAACAAAGCAAAAAAACAAUGGUUACAAUUACAUGCAGUGAUAGAAACAACCAAAAUAACACCAACAAUGGCAACAACAAAGACAACGUGAAAGAAAAAUUGGCAAACAUUUGUCACACAAUCUCGUUUUAAUGUAUGUGCGAGCAAUUUACCGAACGUUUAAUUUGUCAAAGCUUAAUUUUACUUUCCGGCAAACGACGCAUCAUUUAGUUACUAAGCAACAAUGUAUUUUGGUCAACGACCUGUCUGUGUUUGUACAUCACUAAUACGUUGUUGGGCUAUUGUAGGUUUCUAAGUUAUUGAACAGUAUUUCUGAAAUGUCUUUAUACAGGGGACUUAGCCCAGCUCAGGCUGAAUUAAAGUUCUUGGAAAUCGCAAAGAGACUUGAACUUUAUGGUUCUGAAGUACAAAAAGCCAAGGUAAAGCCCGUGGAGUAAGGAAUUUGUAUUAUAACAUUUAGUUUAUCCCAACUAUGUUUAUUGAACCCUAGACUUGCUCCAAAUCGACUUCCGGAAAUUCCUCACUAUUUCGCAAAUAACGUCCUCGAAAAUUCGUUUGUUUUUGUUGCUAAUUAUAUAAACAAAGACUUUGUCCUACAUUGUGUAUUGGUCUAUUCACAACCAUUACGUUACUGUAUUAAUUGUUACAUCAAAGGUGUGAGUGGCAAUUUUGUUUUAAAAAUAAGAGAGAUUUGUUUUCCCUUAUUUCUUUUGGUAGUGAGUUCCAUACGGAUGCCCCAUCGAACUCUUUUCAUACUAUUUGUACGAGGCUUUGGUCAGGGCCGUUGCGAGGACUUUGUCUUUGGGCGGGUGUGAGGUUAGAUUUACCUGAAAUUAUCCAAUUUAAUGUUUUUACCUGAUUAUUAAUAUUUUUUUCCCAAAAUUGGAGGUCGUCGCAAAAAAUUUUCCGGACAUACCAAAAACCAUCGCCAACAGACAAAAAUUUUUCCGGACAUAUCUUCAUUUUUAUAAAAAAUACAAAAGUACUUUUGCACAGAUAUAGUUAUUUUUCCCAAUUCACUUUCUUAUCCCCUGAGAAUUACCUGAAUUUACCUAAAAAUAUACUGGAAAUCUACCUGAAUUUACCUGAAAAUAUACUGGGAAUCUACCUGAAAUUGCUCAUGAGCAAUAAUUAGGGGGUUUUGCACCCUCCCCCCCGGUCGCUACGGCCCUGGCUUUGGUAUAACAGAGAGAAGUCAAGUUGAUAUGCCUCGAAGUUCGUAGUUUGUUAUUUCGGUCUUAUGCACGUAAAGCAAUAGUAUGAUCUGCAUCAUUUGUCACGUUUGUUACAAUUCGUGCAGAUCUGUUUUGGAGUAUACAGUAUAUACAUGGUUGAGGGUGUAUAGUUACUGUAGAUGUGUCACUGCCCCGCUUUGACUUAAUGGUUUCGACUUGGUCACGUUUGAAUUGCGUUCUUCACAUGCUAUUGAAAGAUGAUUGGUAUAUACCCCUAGCUUCCAUCUACCUUUAAGAGUUUGUUCCAAAAUUGUAAUAUUUCCUGUUUCAAAAAAUAACUAAAAUAAAUCAAGCAUGAUCAAUUUGACUUACGGUUACGUAUCUUUCAUAUAUACAGGAUGCUGAAGGCUAUGAUAUCGAGGUUAUUGUAUGUUCUGAGGGGAUAAAAAUUUACCGCGAUAAUAAAAGACUUAAUAUCUUUGCUUGGUAAGAUUAUUGCAUGUAGACCUACUGUAUCAGUAACACUAGCAUUAUAGGAAUAACAAAUUUACCAUUAUUAAUGGUGAUUCCGGCUAUGGACGAAAUUUUGAUCUAGACAAGUAGAACGAAUCCAUUAGUACAUUACCAUAGCUGGAAAGAACAUCUUAUAAAAUGAGUAAAAUUGCAAAGUUUAGUUGCGAAUUGUUAUAAAAUGAGGAAAAUAUAUAGCCCUGUGAAGUUGCAAAUUUUGUAUAUGUUUGCAUUUCGCGCGGGAAAAAUAGCCAUUUUUUAGCCGAAUUAAAGUGGUUAUUUUACCGCAUGCAUGCACGUAUCACAAAUAUAUAUAUACAAAAUUUGCGAACUUCAAAAGGCUAUAUUUUCUUCAUUUUACAACAUUUAGCAACCAAUCUUUGCAGUUUUACUCAUUCUAAGACGCUCUUUCUAGCUGUUGUGUUGGAUUUCGUUCUUCUUGCCUUGAUCAAAAUUUAGUAUAUAGCUGGAAUCACCCAUUAAGAUAGCGCAAAUUUACAUGUGCAUGUGAUCAAAUGCGCUUUACAUCAAGUAUUCGAUCCGCUUACCUAAUUAUAAUAAUACAGUAAUCUUUAUAUAAAGAAAUAACACUUAUAACAGACGUAUAUAUAAGAGUUGUUUUUUUCAUUGGUAUGAAAUAGGUAAUUGGACAAGUACUGGUGUAAGACAUUGUGUAGCCUAAAUAAUGAGGACCAGUAGUUCAAAUGGAUAUCCUUUAUUUAUUUAUUAACUCCGACUCCUGUGAUGGUGAACAUGUAGGCAAAAAACAAGGGAAACUACGAUUAGAUAGUAACUGAAUAUGUGAAUUUUAUGUGACACGAUGAGGGCGAGGAUAUAUAAGAGCGAGAGAUUGAAUUGGAAUAGGAAAGGCAACCCUGUACGCGUUUCGACCUAACAGUCUUCUUCAGCAGGGUUUUUUUAAGAGGGUGUAGAUAGAGUUUGCAGAGUGAAACUAGAAUGCAGGAGAGUUUAGGAGCACUGCAUGAACAUAUGUGAAACCAGAGAAAACAAAUUAUUACGAAGUUAUAAUGAAGUACACAAUACAAAAAUGAGGGUUGAAAGAAAGUGAAAAGGAUGAAAUUACUGAAUAUGUUAUUAGUAAAAUUAUCCUACCAAAGGUCUUGUUGCGGGACAUUCCAACAUUACGUACUUUAUUGUUCAUCUUUUAACUAUAUUUUUGGAGCGAAGCAAUUUGCUAGUCCUUUAGGGUCAUUGUGAUAUUAGGCCGCGGUCACACUAGCGCUUGUGCUUGGAGAUUACCAGCGGAUUAGCGUGCUUGCUUGAACACAUACCAAGCUCAUGCUAGAAUGUAAGCAAGCACGUCGCGGUCACCCUCAAAAAAGCAACGUUUGCUUGCUUGCUGUUGUUGACAGAUAAAAAUUAAAAACUUAUCUAAUAAUCUGUCUUAACUGUGUUUAUUCUAACUCAUGCACCCUGUCAACUUCCCCUGUGAGGGGAAACCGGAAAACCAGGAGAAAACCUACGAUCUUCGGCAGAUCGUUGACUGACUUUUUAACACGAGUCCGUAGCGAGAAUCGAACCCACGAUCUCAGCGAUGACAGGCGCUUGCUCUGAAGACCACGCAACCAUUUCUAGUAUAUUCUAUAUACGUUCUGGUGCACCAAUUUUAAAAUUGCAAAGUGUUUUCAUAUUCAAAUUGCACUUUUCGUACCUCCUGAACAGGUGUCUUAGGGGUGCUUUAGGUGCUUAUGUGAUGGAAGGGGGGUUGGGGAUGCAGCACUUUCCUUGCGAUAGUAAUUUCUAGUAUAUUCUAUAUACGUUCUGGUGCACCAAUUUUAAGAAGAGAUUUUUUGAGUUUUAUCAUUAAGAAUUUAAGAAGGAAAUACAUUGUUUGUGCAGUAAACACUAAUUGCUUGCUGAUAACAUUAAAUAGAAAUUAAAACAGAAAAUGACAAUAUUAAAACUUCGUUAUUCAUCCCGUUUCGUUUUAUGUAGGUCAAGAAUAGAGAAGGUAUUGUUUAAUCGAAAGCAUUUUUACGUGCAGCUGUUACCUGACGUUGAUAGGGUGAGUUUUAUAAAAGUUGCCGAAAAUAUAAUAUGACGUCAUAAUGAUUGUUGAUACGAAGCAGUGAACUCGAAGUAUUGACAUACUUAUUCGAGAGAAUAACUAGGGAUGAAUGAUAGCUGGCGAUCCCAAACCGACUGUAUUUUCAAUCCAAUAGAGUUUUCACAUCAGUCCAAACUAGCAGUAUAUGCAUAUGCUGUGCAGGGUGUCUCAAAAAAACGCUAUGGAAAUUCAACAGGCUGUCGUGCAUCACAAACUUAGCUAAACAAUUCAAUUUUUACAUAGCCAUAGGAUGAAAGAGCUGUUAUUUAGCUUUUCUAUGAUACCUCUUUUGGCCACGUACUCGUCAAAUAAGAAUUGCCGGUCGAAAUCACAUUUAUCCACCAUUGGGAAUUGAAAAUACAUUAAUUAUGCAAAGUUAAUCAAUCCAAAACUAAAAGCAAUGCGAGCCUGCUGCAAGGUAUUUGUUUCGUAAAACGUUUUGAUUACGAAUGUUCUCUGUUCAGUGGUUAAUUGAACCAUGCUUAAUGUUUGCUUAAUGCAAUAAUGGACGUUCUUAUUGUCUCACUAAGUCUAAGACGAAGAUUGACGAGUUGAGCUCAUUUUAGAUAAUUCAACAUUCAACUUUAAUUGGCAAUUCCAUCUUUUAGUUUAUGCGUGCAGGGGACGAUGGGAAGUAACGUAUCACAUUGCUGAUUAAGUGAUUAUGCUGAAAAAAUAAAAAUUGUGGCCGUGUAAACACGGAGUGAUAGCUUAUAUACUUGUAAAUAUUGAAAUAUUUCGGUUGUUUCGGUAGUUUUUAUUGAAAUUUUUCAGCAUUAAAAUCGGCAAUAUGAUACCUUACUUACCAUCAUCCUCUGCAGGCAUAAACUAAAAGCUGGAAUUGCCUAUUCCCUCUUGGGAAUUGUCUAUGUUUCGUUUUCCAUGCAAUUCCCAACGGUGAAAGAAUGUGAUUUCGACCGGCAAUUUUUAUUUGACGAGUAUGUGGCCAUUUCUCAUCGUUACGAUUUAAAAAAGGUACAUAAUAGAAAAGAUACAUCAUAGAAAAGCUACAUAACAGCUCUUUCAUCCUAUGAAAUACAGUAGCUAAUUCCCUUACUGUAGUUCUGAAAAGAUGUAGUUCUAUUUCCAUUGAUGUAAUAUUUCUAAAACUAUGUCUAUAAUGGAGCAAGGAAUCAGCACUGUCAGAAAAUGAAAUUUAGAAAAUCUCUAGGCCAACUGUCUGAGCCGCGUAGGGAAUGGAUUACAGACCGCGUAAAGGUCGAUUUACACUACACAACUUUUGCCUUAAACUGUCGCAUGCAUAGAUAUCUUAUAUACACUAGAUAGCGCAUCUCUUUUAGUAAAAUUGAAGCCAGGAAUAUUCCAGCGGUUACCCCCAUUUGAAUAGAUGGCGGCCAUGUUGGUCGUUCCCACUUGCUAAUAAACGCUUAAAAACAACAAUAACUUUCAUUAUUUGAAUAGUUUAAAACGUAUUUGGAAUAGGGUUAACUUAAUGUUUAAGUUCCCUGUUUAAGAAAUAGAAAACAUACGAAUCUUCUCAUUUCAUGGGAACGACCUGAGACUGCAAUCACGGCUUCAAUUUUUGAAUUGCAGAAUAAUUAGAUGCACUAUCUAGUGUAUAUAAGAUAUCUGUGGUCGCAUGCAACCUGCUCACAACUUGAGUUGUAUUGUGUAAAUCAAGCACACAACGCAUAUACGACAACGUACUGUAAGUGAGGUUGGAGGAUGUAAAUAUAGCUCGCGCGGUAUAACGUGUAAAAGCACCUUUUCCAAAAUUUCGUUUUUACAGGAUCCCGAGUCUAAAACAAUUGUUGGAUUCAUCUUACCGUCUAUAAAAAGCUGUAAAGCUUUGUGGAAAAGUGCUGUUGCACAUCACACAUUUUACAGGUAGGAUUGUUCGGGCUUUUGCGUCAAUGGUUUGUCUCGUUUUUUGUGCACUAAUACAGCCAAUUCAUAAAAGGUUGCCCUUUGCAAACCAUAAACCUUAAACUCUAAGCGUGCAAAGCAUAAUGGGAGCAUCAUUUAAUCAGUUUAGAAAUCAUAUAAUCUACCCAUUGAGAAAUCGAGUGAACAGAUAUUGAAAACAAGUUUUAUUCAAAUUCAAGUGCACGAAAAUAUUUGUACUUUUGGCUUCAAGUUGGAAGACGUGCAGUGUUCCAAUUCUAUUGCUUACAGAACUAUCUUCAAAAUUAUAAAAACCUAACAGUUUAAUUCUGUCACCUUCUCGAACAACGAGAAAUUCUGCAUUAAAUUGUAUAAAACUCGCUUUUAAUACCCAUUGGCUCGAUGCCAAUGGAUAGAGCAGCCGUCCAUCUCAGUAGAAAUCCAAAGAUGCUCGUUCAAAUCCAGCUUGAGAUAACGUUGUUGUCUCCAUUGUCAGAAUUAAGCCCCGGUGUUUACGCAUUAUUACGGGGGAUAUUUCUCUGAAGCUCUGAAUUAUAACAAAAUAAAGGUUUGACGAGUGUUCCAACUAUGUAUCAACUUUAGAAUACACGAUAGUGUUGGGAAAACAUUAAGAACAGCAACUGAAUCAAGGUCGCAUUAUAUUCCAACCCUCGUGCACUCUCCGGGUUUGAUCCGGGCUUUACUAUAUAAAUACUGGCACAAUGUGUUUUUUUUUAAUUUUAAUUUUGGCAUCUAUAUAUAAGAGUUCAAGAUUGACAGCACUUCAUUACGCAUUCCGACCAACCGUCUUGUUUGACCGCAAUUUUUGCAUGGUGAUUAAUUAUUCAUUAGAAACACACGAACUUCAUAUCUGUUUAACUGACACAUGUGUUAUUUUUAUCGUCUCUUGCAGAAAGGAUUACCGAGAUCGGUUUAGGGAACGACCGAAACUCAUUCGGUUUGGAUCUACGUAUAAAUAUAGGUAAGUGACAUGGUUCUAUAAUAAUAUCAGCAUGUGUACUUGUAUGUUUGUAAUUUUUAGUUUCAUAUAUUGAAUAUUAGUUUUAAAAUAUGUAUAUGUCAUUCGCCUUCGCUUUACGACUGUCGAUUUAAUCAACUAAUACGUUAAAUUGCUAGCGCUGCCCAGGAAUCGCAGCUAGGCCCCAGCCGCAGGUUCGCGUUUCCUGCCAAAGGGCCAUAGUUCCACUUUUCGCAGCUGCUCGAUGUUAGGUCUAAAAAAUGUAUAAAAUUUUCAUUCGAAAUUCCCAUCUACAAAAACACUUCAACAUUUAGUUUUAUCAAGUGAGAUAUGCAAAAUUCUUAUAUUGCGCAUGCUCAAGCCUGUUUUUCACUUCAGCCGUAUUGAACUACAUUGAUACCGUAUAACUCUGUACAGCUUGUAUUUUGUGUGAGUGUCAGGACAGAGUUCGACCCUACAGUGUUCUGCAAUAUGCAAAGAAACACCCAUGCAACGUUUAAACAGCUAGCUCAGAAGUAAAGCCUGGUUUCCAUAUGGUCGUAAUGAUCGUAAAGAUUGAGUCACUUUCCCGUUUUAUAAGUUUAUAUCAAACGACAUAAGUUUAUAUCAAACGGAUAAAUCAAGACGUUUCAGCUGGUAACGCCCGUUUCAGAAUUUUUCAGACCUACUUCUUAUUUCAAACUUAUUUCUUUCCACGUUCAUAUCAGAACGAAAUCCACCAGACUUAUAAUAUAAAUUCAACUGAUGUACUAUCGUUAAGAAAGCGUCGCUUCAAUGAGUAAAGGUUUAAAGAAUCUCGUUGUUUUUAAGGGGAAGGACUCAGUUCCAAGCAGUGGAGGCGACCAGAAGGAGCUUCAGGAAAGAAACUUCUUUUCAAAGGUAUAUGGAUGCAUUCAAAGGCAUAUAUAUACAUGUUAGUUUUCCGUUUGCACAGACGAAGUAUAUGGGGAUGGUAAUAUCACCUAAUACAGCAUUUAAUAUAAACUCGAUUGUUAUUCUUAGAACCAGUUCCAGCAGACACUCUGAGAGGUCAUCAGGUAAGUUGUUUCGACUUAGUUUUCCCGAAACUUAUUUCAUAUUGCAUGAUCAAAAUUACUUAAAUUUGUAUUCUUCCCUUUAAAAGUAUUAAAGCUCACCCUAACCCUAACUGAAAUUUCGGGCUGCGUGCAGGCUAGCGAGACCCGCGUAUGAUGAGAAGCCGCCUUGUUGAGAAGAGCCUUGGGUGCACCCAACCCAUCGCUUGCCAGUUGUAAUAUACUUCAUGUAUUCCUAUAUAUAUAUAGCCUGAAGCAAAUGUAGCGCAUUGGGUACGAAGCAGAUUUUUAAUUUUCCAAAAGUCAUGCAGUUCUGUAGAUUGAAAUGCAAUCUCGCAGCUUGAUUUUUACUUUUUCAAUUUCAUUUUCCGUUGGACUUAAUGGAGAUAUAUUACCUCUAGUGCUCUACCAAGCAAAUUUUUGAAUUGUUAUAUGUUGUAUAUGAUAUUUUUCGUAGGUAAAUUUGGUGAAUCUUCCUUAUCGGGCUCUACCAGACUUCAUUGUGACACCGACUCUGAUGUUACCUCGAUGUCGACUACGCGGGGAAGGUACAUGUACAUUGUUUAUUAUUUAAUAUUUUUGCUUUGGCUGAAGACGUUCUAAAAAUGCAUCCUGACUCUCGUCAACUUAUCAACUUGAGGUGCAUUAUGUAUAUUAACUGUUAUGUAUACUUUCUUAACUUUAGCUACGAUGUUCUUAAUCCAUCAGACAGCGACUCCAGAUCACCUGCAAGUUUAUCGCCAGUUCGCAGGCAUGCGACCGAG